Molecule: messenger RNA, 897 nt
Organism: Numida meleagris (helmeted guineafowl)
Lineage: Eukaryota; Metazoa; Chordata; Aves; Galliformes; Numididae
Product: scale keratin-like
Exons: 2
Coding region: 175-567 (130 amino acids)
Cellular component (GO): intermediate filament
Molecular function (GO): structural constituent of cytoskeleton
Source: RefSeq, a predicted model, not a curated record
AGGUCCUCUUCUUGUGGUCAUUGAAGUUGUUUUCUACGAGGUGACUGUGUUGACUUCCUUCUUAUUCCUGAGGUUUCUGCUGAGGCACUCCUUUGCACAGAAGCUGAGGGAGGGAACGAUAUCAACUCUUGGCUGUUUGCAAUCCCAGCUGAGAUCCAUCUCCGUUCCCAGGUGAUGUCUUGCUACAGAGAGAUGACCAGCUCCCGCUGCCUGGCGCCCUGCGAGGUGUCCUGCCCACAGCCCUAUGCCGACGCCUGCAGCCAGCCCUGUGUCACCUCCUGCGGGGACUCCCGUGCCGUUGUCUACCCCCCACCAGUGGUCAUCACCUUCCCAGGCCCCAUCCUCAGCUCCUGCCCUCAGGAGAGCAUCGUGGGUAGCUCAGCACCGGCCAGCAUCGGGAGCUCAUUUGGAUACGGGAGCUCAUUUGGAUACGGGAGCUCAUUUGGAUACGGGAGCUCACAGGGUCUGAUGGGCUCCUAUGGCUCUAGGAGCUUGUAUAAAUAUGGGAGGUCCUUUUCUUCCUCUGGGUAUGGUGGUUAUGGUGCUGGGAGCUGCAGACCAUGUUAAGUGCACAGCGAAUAAAGGAAAAGGAGCAAUCACCCAACACAGAGAAGGAUGCACCCCUGCAAACUCUGGUGGUGCUGUGGCUUUCCUGGGGCAUGAACUCUGAAUACCACACUUGCAUGCAACUGUCAGGCUAAUGAUUUAUUUUAGUUUUCUUAUUAUUGUCUCCAGAGACUCCACAUAAUAAUGUCCUACUUAUAUCAAAGAUCUUUCACUUGUUGAAAGCUGGGCAAGAUUGUGUAAAUCUUCCCCUGCUAUUAAAGAGUAAUGUCUGUGGAAUGCACAACCCUGGAGCAUUCAGUCUUUAAUAAGAACCUGACAAUAUAUCACCUG